UUUGUAACCAAGCAGACAUCAUUGCGCUGCAGGAAACGUGGCUAUUGCAGCACGAUAUCCCUAUGCUGGGCAACAUUGAUGGUGCAUUCGCCUUCACUGGAAAGUCGGCGGUAGACCUGUCUACGGGUGUGCUUCGCGGCAGACCGUACGGGGGUGUGGCCCUAUUGUGGCGAUCAGCUGUGUUCCCGAAGGUGGUCGUUAUUCCGUGCAGUAGUGUGCGUAUCGCUGCUAUAAAAAUUAUGCGUGAAAACCGGUCUUUGUUGGUGAUAACAGUGUACAUGCCUACUAAUUCAAAUGAUAAUCUAUGUGAAUUUACGGAGUGCUUAAGUGAACUAAACGCCAUUAUUGAAGGUAACGAUGUUAACUCAGUGAUUAUACUUGGGGACUUCAACGCUCAUCCGGGUAAGCUGUUUCAUUCAGAGUUGUUAUCAUUUUGCACGGAACAAUCUUGGUCGUGCGUAGAUACGGAACUUUUACCUAAUGACACUUAUACGUAUGUGUGCGGUGCGAGUGGCAGCCACAGCUGGCUCGAUCAUUGUGUGGUGACGAGCGCUGCGCGUUCGGCCAUAUUAAGUGCGUCUGUACUUAACAGCGAUGUAUAUUGGUCCGAUCAUUAUCCGCUAUUGCUUGUUUGUAAUUUUAAUGCUAUCCGCUCAAGUUGCCAACAGCCGACAAAAACAAGUAAUAUAUCUCGCAAUAGUGUAAAAUGGGGAGAAAGAAAUACAAAUCAAAUAGACAAAUAUCAUCGUAUUUGUAAUUCUAAAUUAAAGUUAAUUGACUUUCCCCCGGAAUUUCAAUGUUGUGCUGACGGUAUGUGUAAUAUUGACGAGCAUAAAUUUUUAUUAGAUGACAUGUAUAAUAAGAUAAUUAAUAUUUUGACGAGGGCUGCAAAAGCUAGCUAUUCUUUGCCUAAAAGUAACAACUAUAGGUAUGUUACUGGCUGGAACCGGUAUGUCAGUGACGCUCACAGGAGGGCUCGAUUUUGUUUUCAGACGUGGGUGUCCGCUGGGAAACCAAAGUCUGGUGAUUUAUAUAUUAGGAUGUGUGAAUCCAGAAAAAUGUUUAAAUCAAGGUUGGCUUCUUGUCAGAAAAAUGAAAAACAAAUAAAAAUGAAUAUUAUAGCAGAAAACCAUUUUAAUAAAGACUUUAGUAGUUUUUGGAAAAACACUAAAAAGCUAAGCCCGGGGUCGGGCCUUCCUGCUAGCGUUGGUGGUGAGCAUGACCCCCAUGAUAUAGCUUGUGCGUUCCGGCGGCAUUUCAGGGUUGAGUCCCCGCUCGGGCCGGCGUCUGGGGUGCCCGCUGCUGAGAAUCUCAUCACCGCAAUUAGUGUACGAUGUAAUGCGAAGACAAUUGCUAAUAUUAUUAAUAAAAUGGUGAGGGGCAAGUCUCCUGGUCACGAUGAUCUCAGCAUCGAGCACCUUAAGUAUGCGGGAAUACACCUGCCUAGAGUUCUCUCGAUGUUCUUCAGCCUCUGUAUUGGUCACAGUUACUUACCCGAGAGACUUAUGUACACUACCGUGGUGCCGAUCCUUAAGAAUAAAACAGGUGACUCAUCGGAUCUGUCAAAUUAUAGACCUAUCUCUCUGGCUACUGUUAUAGCAAAGGUGCUGGACAGUUUGCUUGAUAAACAGUUGGAAGAGCAUCUACAAUUACACGACGCCCAGUUUGGAUUUAGACCAGGACUUUCAACUGAGGAUGCUAUCCUCUGCCUCAAGCAGACUGUUCAGUAUUAUACUGAUCGUGGCACACCUGUCUAUGCAUGUUACCUUGAUUUAUCAAAAGCUUUUGACUUGGUGUGUUACGACAAGCUGUGGCAGAAGCUGGAGAGUGACACGGAGGUACCUCGGGAGGUGAUUUCAUUGCUGAGGUUCUGGUACGCCAAUCAGCGCAACAGAGUGAGAUGGGCUGGUGCACAUUCUGAUGUAUACGGUUUGGAAUGCGGAGUUAGGCAGGGGGGAAUUAGCUCCCCUCAUCUCUUUAAUUUGUACAUGAACCGGCUCAUCGGUGAGCUCAGUAACACUGGUAUCGGAUGUUCCAUAGACGGAGUCAGUAUAAAUAACAUAAGCUACGCCGAUGAUAUGGUGUUACUGAGCCCAUCGAUUGCAGCGUUACGGAAAUUGAUGUGCAUCUGCCAAUCAUACGCGGAAGCCCAUGGGCUCAGAUACAACGCGAAUAAGAGUGAGUUCAUGGUGUUCAAGUCACGUAGCAAAUGCUACUCCCAUGUUCCUCAUGUAACUCUGUGCGGCAUGCGUCUAAAAAAGGUUAGUGCCUUUAAGUAUCUGGGUCACUGGGUGACUGAAGACUUGUGUGACAAUGAGGACAUCGAGAGGGAACGCAGGGCUCUGUCCAUCCGGUGUAAUAUGUUGGCUCGCAGGUUUGCACGUUGUACUACUCAAGUAAAGAUAACAUUAUUCAAGGCGUACUGCCAGACCUUUUACACGUGCAGCUUGUGGACUAAUUUUGCGCUGCGGGGGUACAGUGCACUGCGAGUGCAGUAUAACAAUGCGUUUAGGAUAUUAUUGGGGCUGCCACGUUUUUGUAGUGCUUCCGCUAUGUUUGCUGAGGCGCAAACUGAUGAUUUUUUCGCCAUAAUCAGGAAAAGGUGCGCCUCGCUGUUAAGGCGUGUGCGUGGCAGCCCGAAUGGUAUUCUGAGCACAUUGUCCCAGCGGUGGGACUCACCAAUGUUGAUGAGGUGGAUGCGAUUGCACGCGAGCGGUCCCUCAUAUUUAUAAUUGACAUAACUAUAUUAUUUACUUGUAUUAUUAUCUAUUGACUAGUAUUUUUAUUGACUUAUAUUAUU
Molecule: messenger RNA, 2800 nt
Organism: Spodoptera litura
Lineage: Eukaryota; Metazoa; Arthropoda; Insecta; Lepidoptera; Noctuidae
Source: RefSeq, a predicted model, not a curated record